Ceraceosorus bombacis is the source of this 684-nucleotide messenger RNA. Lineage: Eukaryota; Fungi; Basidiomycota; Exobasidiomycetes; Ceraceosorales; Ceraceosoraceae. The record is from the annotation of a GenBank genome assembly.
AUGCUCUGUGGGAAACGUCUCAAAAGUGCCGUAAGCAUUGCAGUGCACUCAUUAACCGCUACACGCACCGCAAUGAUUGCCACAACACAUACAUAAAAGAGACCCGCAUUUGCGAGGAAGCCGUAGAGAGUAGAAUCACUGAAUGUCACGCCGUCUCUAAGUCCCGCUUGGCGCUCAAGGACCGGCCUCUUGGACAGAUUGAUUCUUACAAGAAAAUUUUUGCACUGAAUGGCAUCUCUUUGCCAAGUGAGGACCACUUCCAAAAUUUAAAGCUACGAGGUGUCUACAUGCACACCCUGACCCAUCAUUGUCUGGUAAGUACUUCGCCCAAUGAAGAUCAAUCUUUAGCAUGUGCUGACAUGAAGGCUACCACCAUCACAAGAAUGGUGCGUUGCAGAGAGUCUGAAGCGGCUGCAACCCGCCAGCAUUCAGCCUGAAGCCACUGCUGGACCUUCAAACUUGCAGACCGCCACUCACAGCGCCAAUCCCGUCGCCACUGUGCUGACGGCCCCUGCGGACAUUCAUUUUUGGCCCCAGCUCCAAGGCGAUGGCUCUACUGGCUUUGGGUUCCCUUUGCAACCUGCGCGCAUUGCUCCGAACAAUAUGCGGGGACCUCCGGUCGACUGGACUCAGCUGCUGGCCGAUCAUCAGUUCAACUUCAACCCGUAUGCCUUCGGCCCUUAG